Babesia ovata is the source of this 726-nucleotide messenger RNA. RefSeq names its product casein kinase ii regulatory subunit. The record is from RefSeq and is a predicted model, not a curated record. Gene Ontology annotation, cellular component: cytoplasm; protein kinase CK2 complex. NCBI's taxonomy places the organism in Eukaryota, Apicomplexa, Aconoidasida, Piroplasmida, Babesiidae. Gene Ontology annotation, molecular function: protein kinase regulator activity. The transcript has 4 exons. The coding region runs from base 1 to 726 and encodes 241 amino acids.
AUGGAGGAGGACGUUGACGACUGGCAGGACCUCUCCGUCGAAAACGGUGACACAAUGAGGUGGAUUCAGUGGUUCACCUCCCUGGAGGGUCACGAAUUUUUACUCGAGGUGGACGAGGCAUACAUUCGCGACCAAUUCAACCUCUGCGGCCUAAAGACCAUGAAGAACUACGAUAGUGCGAUGGACAUGAUCCUGGGAUUCGCUCCCACUGAAGAGGUCUUCAUGGACACCUCAUUUUUGGAAUUGUACAGAAGCGCGACGGACCUCUACGGCAUGAUCCAUGCGCGCUUCAUCACUUCGCCCAUGGGCCUUCAGAUGAUGAAGGAGAAGUACCAACAGGGCGUGUUUGGGCACUGCCCACGUGUAAGGUGCCAGAGGCAGAACGUGUUGCCUGUUGGCUUCAGUGACACUCUCCACAACCACCGCAUCAAGAAGUACUGCCCCCGUUGCCAGGAGGCGUACAUUUUCAAAUUCGGCGAGGCGCACGCCGACAUCGAUGGCGCCUUCAUCGGGCGGUCAUUCCCGCAUAUAUUCCUUCUCACAUUCCCGAGUCUCAUUCCGGAGGAGCCUCCAAUGCCGUACACUCCGCGCAUAUUCGGCUUCAAGGUGCACAACAUCAACUCGCUGAUUCAGAUAAAGCUAGAGAACGGUGAGUUUGGCCGUGUACAGUUAACCAACGGCAAAUCGCAAGAUAUGAACAACUUAGAGGACGAUAGCGAAACCUAA